Messenger RNA from Alnus glutinosa, 2208 nucleotides. RefSeq names its product probable inactive receptor kinase At5g67200. Gene Ontology annotation, molecular function: protein binding; ATP binding; protein kinase activity. Lineage: Eukaryota; Viridiplantae; Streptophyta; Magnoliopsida; Fagales; Betulaceae. Gene Ontology annotation, biological process: protein phosphorylation. The transcript is spliced from 2 exons. The coding region runs from base 142 to 2118 and encodes 658 amino acids. The record is from RefSeq and is a predicted model, not a curated record.
GGAAGCAAAAUAUUCACUUGCUUCUGCUUGUUUUUGAAGUGAAAAGGUGAGAGAGAGAGAGAGAGAGGGCUCCAGCAUUUGUCCGCUCAGCUCAGAGCUUGCUUCCUUCCCCUUCUCCAUUGCUGUUCCUGGCCUCCAAUAAUGCUGACGAGAAGGCUGCCCCUUCCACUCUUCUUGUUCUUUCUAUCAAAUGCCUCCUUGCUCUCACUUUGCAGCUUCUUAGUUGCUUCUUCUACGCCUUUGGUUACCCAUGAUGAUGCACUCUCUCUUCUCGCAUUCAAAUCCAAAGCCGAUUUGAACAAUAUCCUUUUCUUCUCUCCAAAUACCAGCCUCCAUUUCUGUCAUUGGCAGGGAAUCAAAUGCGCGCAGCAAAAGGUUGUGCGCCUCGUCAUCCAAGGUCAAGAUCUAGCUGGCGUUUUCGCUCCCGACACUUUGACCCUCCUUGACCAGCUCCGAGUCCUGAGUUUGCAGAACAACUCGCUCACCGGGCCCAUUCCCGACCUCUCCGGACUCGCCAACCUCAAAACCCUCUUUCUCGACCACAACUCCUUCACCGGCUCUUUCCCACCUUCGCUACUCUCACUCCAUAGGCUCCGUACCAUUGAUAUCUCCCACAACAACUUCACCGGACCAUUACCCGCCUGGUUGGCAACCGUGGACCGCCUCUACUACCUCCGUCUCGAGUGGAACCGGUUCAACGGAACGGUUCCUCCGCUCAACCAGUCCUCCCUCCGGUCCUUCAACGUAUCAGGAAACAACCUAACCGGUCCCAUUCCAGUCACACCCACUCUGAUACGCUUCGGUCCAUCCUCCUUCUCAUGGAACCCAAAUCUCUGCGGCGAGAUCAUACACAAAGAGUGCCAGCCUGUCCAACCCUUUUUCGGCCAAUCGGCUCCGCUGGCGGCUCCGCCCCCUCCGGCGUCGCUCGGUCAAAGCGCGCGUGCACACGGCGUUGAACUGGCUCAUGAACCAUUUCAAAAGAAGCACAAGAAAGCCGCCGUGAUUAUGGGGUUCUCGGUCGGUGUUUUGGCCCUCAUCGGUUCGCUUAUCUGCUUCAUGAUGGCCGUAAAGAAAGAGAGGAGCAAGAAAGACUCGCCGGCGCCUGUAAUGGCUACGGCGGACGCGGCGGCGACGGCUCAAGCCGCGGCGGUGAUGCAAAUAGAGCAAGAGGAGUUGGAAGAGAAGGUGAAGAGAGUGCAAGGAAUGCAAGUGGCAAAGAGUGGGAACUUGGUAUUCUGUGCGGGUGAGGCGCAGCUGUAUACACUGGACCAGCUGAUGAGGGGUUCCGCUGAGUUGCUAGGGAGAGGGACCAUAGGGACCACCUAUAAAGCCGUGCUUGAUAACCGUCUGAUCGUUAGCGUGAAGCGGCUUGAUGCUGGUAAAUUAGCGGGCACGAGUCAGGAAAUGUUCGAGCGGCACAUGGAAUCAGUGGGUGGGCUUAGGCACCCUAAUCUGGUUCCGCUUAGGGCUUAUUUUCAUGCCAAGGAAGAACGGCUUCUUGUAUAUGAUUACCAGCCCAAUGGCAGUCUCUUCUCUCUCAUUCACGGUUCAAAAUCAACGAGGGCAAAGCCACUCCAUUGGACAUCAUGCUUGAAAAUAGCAGAGGACGUGGCCCAAGGACUCUCUUACAUCCACCAAGCAUGGAGGCUCGUCCAUGGCAAUCUCAAGUCCACCAACGUCCUCCUUGGACCCGACUUCGAGGCAUGCGUCGCGGACUACUGCCUCUCCAUCCUUGCUUACCCAUCCUCCUCCUCCGACGACAACAACUCUGCCACGUAUAAAGCCCCGGAAACUCGCAAUUCAAGUCACCAAGCUACCUCCAAAUCCGAUGUCUACUCGUUUGGAAUAUUGUUGCUAGAGCUUCUCACUGGCAAGCAUCCAUCGCAGCACCCAGUUUUGGUGCCCAAUGAUAUGGUAAAUUGGGUUAGAUCCAUAAGGGAAGAAGAUGGUGGGGAGGACAAUAGGAUGGAAAUGCUUCUUGAGGUGGCCAUAGCUUGUAGCUUGACCUCGCCUGAGCAGAGGCCCACUAUGUGGCAGGUAUUGAAGAUGUUACAGGAGAUUAAAGAGACUGUAUUAAUGGUGGAUAGUGAAUUGGACCCGCAGAGUGGGCUGUCCUAGUUAUAUUAUUUGUACGAUACGAUGGGUGAUGCAUAGAAAAUAUAGAUUGGAGAGCAAAUGCAAUGCUACUUUCCCUUGCUUUUCCUCCAA